Mus musculus (house mouse) is the source of this 3362-nucleotide messenger RNA. RefSeq names its product estrogen receptor 2 (beta) (gene Esr2). The transcript has 10 exons. The record is from RefSeq and is marked validated. The coding region runs from base 348 to 2051 and encodes 567 amino acids. Gene Ontology annotation, molecular function: nuclear steroid receptor activity; nuclear estrogen receptor activity; zinc ion binding. NCBI's taxonomy places the organism in Eukaryota, Metazoa, Chordata, Mammalia, Rodentia, Muridae. Gene Ontology annotation, cellular component: nucleus. Gene Ontology annotation, biological process: cellular response to estradiol stimulus; intracellular receptor signaling pathway; cellular response to hormone stimulus.
GUUAGUCGUGGGCAGUCUUUGCAGCUUCUCCAGCUGCUGGCCCUUUUGAAAGGCACUCUCGGGUCCCUGCCUUCUCCCAGGCUUCUAGCAUCAACCACCUCUUGAAACUUCCUGGGAGUAGAGGAGGUGGGGAGCUGGCCUGGAGGGAGCGGCUUGUGCGGCCACUGGCAUCCCUUGGCAUCCGGGUCUGCAGUAGAGUCUGGCAGCCGCCGCAGGCUGAGCGACAACCAGUGGCUGCGAGUCCCGCUCAGGGACCGAGGAAAGUACGUGUCUGCAUUUAGAGAAUGCAAAAGAGAGAAUGUCCACCCGCUAGGCAUUCCACCUGCCCGUGAGUCUCUGAGAGCAUCAUGUCCAUCUGUGCCUCUUCUCACAAGGAUUUUUCUCAGCUGAGACCUACGCAAGACAUGGAGAUCAAAAACUCACCAUCAAGCCUUACUUCCCCUGCUUCUUAUAACUGUAGCCAGUCCAUCCUACCCUUGGAGCAUGGUCCCAUCUAUAUCCCUUCCUCCUAUGUAGAGAGCCGUCACGAAUACUCAGCCAUGACAUUCUACAGUCCUGCUGUGAUGAACUACAGUGUUCCCAGCAGCACCGGUAACCUGGAAGGUGGGCCUGUUCGCCAGACUGCAAGCCCAAAUGUGCUAUGGCCAACUUCUGGACACCUCUCUCCUUUAGCCACCCACUGCCAAUCAUCGCUUCUCUAUGCAGAACCUCAAAAGAGUCCUUGGUGUGAAGCAAGAUCACUAGAACACACCUUGCCUGUAAACAGAGAGACCCUGAAGAGGAAGCUUGGCGGGAGCGGUUGUGCCAGCCCUGUUACUAGUCCAAGCGCCAAGAGGGAUGCUCACUUCUGCGCCGUCUGCAGUGAUUAUGCAUCUGGGUAUCAUUACGGUGUCUGGUCCUGUGAAGGAUGUAAGGCCUUUUUUAAAAGAAGCAUUCAAGGACAUAAUGACUAUAUCUGUCCAGCCACGAAUCAGUGUACCAUAGACAAGAACCGGCGUAAAAGCUGCCAGGCCUGCCGACUUCGCAAGUGUUACGAAGUAGGAAUGGUCAAGUGUGGAUCCAGGAGAGAAAGGUGUGGGUACCGAAUAGUACGAAGACAGAGAAGUGCCAGCGAGCAGGUGCAUUGCCUGAACAAAGCCAAGAGAACCAGUGGGCACACACCCCGGGUGAAGGAGCUACUGCUGAACUCUCUGAGUCCCGAGCAGCUGGUGCUCACCCUGCUGGAAGCUGAGCCACCCAAUGUGCUAGUGAGCCGUCCCAGCAUGCCCUUCACCGAGGCCUCCAUGAUGAUGUCCCUCACGAAGCUGGCUGACAAGGAACUGGUGCACAUGAUUGGCUGGGCCAAGAAAAUCCCUGGCUUUGUGGAGCUCAGCCUGUUGGACCAAGUCCGCCUCUUGGAAAGCUGCUGGAUGGAGGUGCUGAUGGUGGGGCUGAUGUGGCGCUCCAUCGACCACCCCGGCAAGCUCAUCUUUGCUCCAGACCUCGUUCUGGACAGGUCCUCAGAAGACCCUCACUGGCACGUUGCGCAGACGAAGAGUGCUGUCCCAAGGGAUGAGGGGAAGUGCGUGGAAGGGAUUCUGGAAAUCUUUGACAUGCUCCUGGCGACGACGGCACGGUUCCGUGAGUUAAAACUGCAGCACAAAGAAUAUCUGUGUGUGAAGGCCAUGAUUCUCCUCAACUCCAGUAUGUACCCCUUGGCUACCGCAAGCCAGGAAGCAGAGAGUAGCCGGAAGCUGACACACCUAUUGAACGCAGUGACAGAUGCCCUGGUCUGGGUGAUUUCGAAGAGUGGAAUCUCUUCCCAGCAGCAGUCAGUCCGUCUGGCCAACCUCCUGAUGCUUCUUUCUCAUGUCAGGCACAUCAGUAACAAGGGCAUGGAACAUCUGCUCAGCAUGAAGUGCAAAAAUGUGGUCCCGGUGUACGACCUGCUGCUGGAGAUGCUGAAUGCUCACACGCUUCGAGGGUACAAGUCCUCAAUCUCGGGGUCUGAGUGCUGCUCGACAGAGGACAGUAAGAGCAAAGAGGGCUCCCAGAACCUCCAGUCACAGUGACGGCCAGGCUGGAGGCGGAUGAUUACAAUGAUGGUCAGAAGUGGGACAUGUACCCUAGCAUCGUGGGCCUCACCUUAGGGCUGACUUGGUCACGUACCCCUUACCCACGUUGCGCUUCCCAGGAGUCAGGGUGGUUGGGUUGUGGUGUCCCCUGUACCAGGACUUACUGCUGAAUGCUGAGUUCUAACUUGUAUAACCUUAGAAGGCUCUCGUUGUACUUUCCAUCUCUUUGCCCACUUGGAAAACAUCUUAAGAGUUCUGGAAUGAAAAGGUCAAAGUCUGACUUGGAAGGAUUGGCCUUGGACAGGAAAAGGAAAGUGACGCGAUACACCGUCUAUAAGAAAUGGACUGUAGAACGGUGUGGUCAUCAAAUCGACCUUUGAAUGGUGUCUUCUAGACCACUUGAUUGUAGGACUGAAAACCACAUUGACAAUCAACUCGUUUCGCAUUCCUACCUCACAGGCCUGUGAGGACUCAUGACGUGUAAUGGGUUAUUGUAUCAAAGACCAAGAAGAUAAUGGUCAAGCUUGGAUGUGACCUUGUUCCUCCUCCUAGAUCCUCUUUCUUCCUGCUUGGCUUACAUAACUAGAUUAUUCGGUCUGUCUGAAUGUGGUCACUGUCACAGAUUAAGAUUUAAAUAUCUUUUUAAUGUUGAGUUCCUUGAAGCUAUGUUGGUGUUUUCUCUCUCUCUCUCUCUUUCUCAGACACACACACACACAGCUUCAGGCCUUCAUAGUGUGUCUUCCAUUGCUGUGAAGCGAUACCAUGACCAAGGCAACUGUUUUUUUUUUCCCAAGACUUAUUUAUUUCAUGUAUAUGAGUGCAUUGUCGCUGUCUUCAGACACACCAGAAGAGGGCAUCAGAUCCCAUUAUAGAUGGUUAUGAGCCACCAUGUGGUUGCUGGGAGUUGAUCUCAAGAUCUCCGGAAGAGCAGAGGUCUUAACUGCUGAGACAUCUCUCCAGCCCCAAGGCAACUCUUUAAAGAACAACAUUUAAUUGGGGCUGGCUUACAGUUUCAGAGGUUCAGUCCUCAUUAUGGCCAGAAGCCUGGCCGCAUCCAGAAGAUGUGGUGCUGGAGAAGGCGCUGAGAAUUCUACAUUUUGAUCUGAAGGCAGCCAGAAGAUUGGCUUUGUCUUCCACAGGCAGCCAGGAGGAAGCUCUCAAAAGCCCAUCGACACAGUGACACACUUCCUCCAAUAAGGCCAUACCUAUUCUAACAAGGCCAUACCUCUUAAGAGUGCCACUUCCCAUGGGCCAAGCAUAUUCAAACCACCAUGCACUUGAACACAUUAAAAAAAAAAAAGCACCUUC